GAAGCAAGCAAUAUUGUGGCUGGAGGGCGAUCUCAUCCGAUCGAAGCAGAAGCAGCGAGUGGUUGAUGGGAACAUUAACAGAGUUCUCUGUGGCCUGAAGGACAUUUCAAUCAGUGACAGCCUGAACAAAGUUCAAGACUUGGAUCAGUACAGGGAGGAUGAGUCUGAAGACAAGGCAGGUGUGGAAGAUCCGAAUGGCAUGACGCAGGGAGAUAAGCUGAACGCCUUAAAGAGCCGGAGACGUCUGUGCUCUGCCUCCACUGGAGCUCUAAGGCUGCCAGAAAUGAAGCUGCACACCAGGUCCAUAUCACAACCCUUCAGACUGAACACUUCGGGCAGCACGGAAGGAUCCAUGUCUCCUCUGAAGGCCUCCAAAGUGAUGGCAGUUAAUUCAUCAUCUGCAGAAAGAAUAGGCAGAAUUCCCGCCUCCUUGGGCUCCAACCUUAAAAGCGUUUCCAUAACCUCCAGACUAGCCAGUUCUCUAGGGAACCUGUAUGCUGCUGCAGACGAUGAUGAGAGCAAAAUGACAUCAUUGUCCUCUAGGACAGGUUUUUCUGUAAGCCAAAUCUCCAGCCACUUGAACGGCAGCUCGCAGCUGCCUCACAGAAAUGUCCAUGAACUGAACAACAACUUGUACAACAGGAGCAGCGGUAGUGGCACCAACCUGAGCAGCCAAACCACCCCUCACAGCGCCGUGACAGAUGAGUACGCAUCAGCCUUCCUUUACGGGCCCUACGGCACCUCCAGCACGAUACCAGAGUCACUCAAUUCCUUCCCUUCAGCCUGA
Eurypyga helias (sunbittern) is the source of this 787-nucleotide messenger RNA. RefSeq names its product dual specificity protein phosphatase CDC14A-like. The annotation marks the transcript as partial. Lineage: Eukaryota; Metazoa; Chordata; Aves; Eurypygiformes; Eurypygidae. The transcript is spliced from 6 exons. The record is from RefSeq and is a predicted model, not a curated record.